Molecule: messenger RNA, 2567 nt
Organism: Urocitellus parryii (Arctic ground squirrel)
Lineage: Eukaryota; Metazoa; Chordata; Mammalia; Rodentia; Sciuridae
Gene: Gars1
Product: glycyl-tRNA synthetase 1
Biological process (GO): mitochondrial glycyl-tRNA aminoacylation
Cellular component (GO): cytoplasm; mitochondrion
Molecular function (GO): glycine-tRNA ligase activity; ATP binding
Source: RefSeq, a predicted model, not a curated record
CUUCCGGGUUCUGUGUCGAAUCUGCUAGGGCGGACCGACGCUGCGGCGCGGGAUAGGGAAURUGCGGCUGCGCGCGCGCCACGGCGUUUACGCGGCGAUUUCAUCAUGCUCCAGGUCGGGCCGCGCGCGCCGCUUCCGCCGCCGCCCCCUCGGGACCGCCCAGCGCCGCCGGCUCAUGCCCUCUCUGCGCCCGGCGCUGUUUAGACCCCUCCGCGCUGCUCUUCUGCUGUCGCUGCCGCCGCUAGCGCUGCGGCCCCCCGUUCGGCCCUCGCCCGCGCCCCGMCGGUCCUUCAGCACGCCCGCCAGCGUCCAGACCUCGGUCCCCGCCGCCGCCGCCUCUCGGAGCAGCAUGGACGGCACCGGGGCAGAGGAGGUGCUGGCACCUCUCCGGCUAGCCGUGCGCCAGCAGGGAGAUCUUGUGCGAAAGCUGAAAGAAGAUAAAGCACCCCAAGUGGAUGUAGACAAAGCAGUGGCUGAGCUUAAAGCCCGUAAGAGGGUAUUGGAAGCAAAGGAGCUGGCAUUACAGCCCAAAGAUGACAUUAUUGACAGGUCAAAAAUGGAAGAUACCUUGAAGAGAAGGUUUUUCUAUGAUCAAGCUUUUGCUAUUUAUGGAGGUGUUAGUGGUUUAUAUGACUUUGGGCCAGUUGGGUGUGCUUUGAAAAACAAUAUUAUCCAGACUUGGAGACAACACUUUAUCCAAGAGGAGCAGAUUCUGGAGAUUGACUGCACCAUGCUCACCCCUGAGCCAGUUUUAAAGACCUCUGGCCAUGUAGACAAAUUUGCAGACUUCAUGGUGAAAGAUGUAAAGAACGGAGAAUGUUUUCGGGCUGACCAUCUGUUAAAAGCUCAUUUACAGAAAUUGAUGUCUGAUAAAAAGUGUUCUGCUGAGAAGAAAUCAGAGAUGGAAAGUGUCUUGGCCCAGCUUGAUAACUAUGGACAGCAAGAACUUGGAGAUCUUUUUGUGAACUAUAAUGUAAAAUCCCCCACUACUGGGAAUGAUCUGUCCCCACCAGUACCUUUUAAUUUAAUGUUCAAGACCUUCAUUGGACCUGGAGGAAACAUGCCUGGGUAUUUGAGGCCAGAAACUGCACAGGGGAUUUUCCUGAAUUUCAAGCGACUUUUGGAAUUCAACCAAGGAAAGUUGCCUUUUGCUGCUGCCCAGAUUGGAAACUCUUUUAGAAAUGAGAUCUCCCCUCGAUCUGGACUCAUCAGAGUCAGAGAAUUCACAAUGGCAGAAAUUGAGCACUUUGUAGAUCCUAGUGAGAAAGACCAUCCCAAGUUCCAGAAUGUAGCAGACCUUUACCUUUGUUUGUAUUCAGCAAAAGCCCAGGUCAGCGGACAGUCUGCUCGGAAAAUGCGCCUAGGAGAUGCUGUUGAACAGGGUGUAAUUAACAACUCAGUAUUAGGCUACUUCAUUGGCCGCAUCUACCUCUACCUCACGAAGGUUGGAGUAUCUCCAGAUAAACUUCGCUUCCGGCAGCACAUGGAGAACGAAAUGGCCCAUUAUGCUUGUGACUGUUGGGAUGCGGAAUCUAAAACGUCCUACGGCUGGAUUGAGAUUGUUGGAUGUGCUGAUCGUUCCUGUUAUGACCUCUCCUGUCAUGCACGAGCCACCAAAGUCCCUCUAGUUGCUGAAAAACCUCUAAAAGAACCCAAAACAGUUAAUGUUGUUCAGUUUGAACCCAAUAAGGGAGCAGUUGGUAAAGCGUACAAAAAAGAUGCAAAGCUGGUGAUGGAGUACCUCGCCAUCUGUGAUGAAUGUUACAUUACAGAAAUGGAGACACUACUGAAUGAGAAAGGGGAAUUCACUAUUGAAACGGAAGGGAAAACAUUUCAGUUAACAAAAGACAUGGUCAGUGUGAAGAGAUUCCAGAAAACACUACAUGUGGAAGAAGUUGUUCCAAGUGUAAUUGAACCCUCCUUUGGCCUGGGCAGGAUCAUGUAUACUGUAUUAGAACAUACCUUCCAUGUACGAGAGGGAGAUGAGCAGAGAACGUUCUUCAGUUUCCCCGCUGUGGUUGCUCCAUUCAAAUGUUCCGUCCUUCCACUGAGCCAAAACCAGGAGUUCAUGCCAUUUGUCAAGGAAUUAUCGGAAGCCUUGACCAGGAAUGGUGUGUCUCAUAAAGUCGAUGAUUCCUCUGGGUCAAUUGGGAGGCGCUAUGCCAGGACUGAUGAGAUUGGGGUGGCUUUUGGCAUCACCAUUGACUUCGAUACAGUGAAUAAGAUGCCUCACACUGCAACGCUGAGGGACCGAGACUCCAUGCGGCAGAUAAGAGCAGAGGUCUCUGAACUGCCCAGUGUUGUCCGCGAUCUGGCCAAUGGCAGCAUCACGUGGGUUGAUGUGGAGGCCAGAUAUCCUCUUUUUGAAGGGCAAGAAACUGGCAAAAAAGAAACAAUCGAGGAAUGAGAAACUUUGGCAACUUUUGACAGCUUGCUCUAAAUAAAAAAAUAAAAUAACUCUUAUCACGUCCAAAACAGCAGCAUUGUUAUUACUCCCAGGAACUGUAUUGUAUCCUAGUGAUUGCCUGAUUUUACUCCCACAAUUAAAGUUGAAGGAAUUCUGAACA